Zootoca vivipara (common lizard) is the source of this 5020-nucleotide messenger RNA. The record is from RefSeq and is a predicted model, not a curated record. NCBI's taxonomy places the organism in Eukaryota, Metazoa, Chordata, Lepidosauria, Squamata, Lacertidae.
UAGGGGAGUUGGAGCUAUAUUAGUUAUUGGGCCACUGCAUUUCUAAAAGGAAGAAAAGCACCUGGACUGUGGCCUGGUUUUUCUCAGGUUGAAAGUUACUUUUAAAGGAAUGUCAUUAUGUAAAAGCAGUUUAAAUUCUUAUUUUGUUGUAUUUUUCAGAGGUAUAGAUAAAGCGUGUGAAUCUCUUUGAUGUACAGUAAUUGAAAAAGUAAUUGAAGAAAGAAAAUGUUUGAAGUGUUUAUAUUGAAGAUUGAAAAUCCAUGGUGCUUUUGGGGCUACAUAAAAGGAGGUGGAAGUAUUGUAGAAAACGAAAUGGAAUAUAAAGAACUUCAAUCUGAAAUGAAUCUGUUCUAUAAUAAAUUCCACAGAUAUGUGGAUGAUAUCAAGCCAUCGGUAUUGGAAGAGGGCCAGGUUUGUGUUGUUUAUUGUCAGGAAAUGAAAUCCUGGUGCAGAGCUGUUGUUAAAUCAAUCAUACCAUGUACAGAUUAUUACAUUGCUGAGUGUUUCCUUGUGGAUUAUGCCAAGAGUGUCCCUGUGAAAACAGACCGGAUUUGUGUUGCCUUGGAAUCAUUUAUGAGAUUACCCUACAGAGCAAUAAAAUUUAGACUGUAUGGUACAAAACCGGUCACACUGCGUGUCGACUACUAUAAUGACAUUGCUAAGACAGUCCCUGCCAACCGCUGGGAUAUAGCAGCUAUCCACUACUUCCAAAAUCUCCUGAAUGCAACCACCAAGGUGGAGGCCAAGUUAUGUGCUGUUGAAGAAGACAGUUUUGAUGUUGAUCUCUAUGUCACAAUAAAGGAAGAAAAGAUAUGUGUGAAUGAUGAUCUUGUUGCCAAAAAGUUUGCUUUCUAUGAGGCACUGAACAGUACAACAAUUAGUGCUGUGGAAGACCAGAAAAGAGAAACACCAUUAAGCCUUGAGCCUCUUUCAGAGGAGAUCAAUCCUGCACUUGUUCUGUGGCCAAUGUUGUUGCAAGCCAAGGAAACAAAGGCUUUUGAAACAUGUGCUUCUGCUUCUGAUGAUGUUAAAAAAACAACUUGCAAUAAUUUGCAGGAAACUGAUUUAGCCAGUGAAGAAACAGAGUCUGCUGUAAUGGUGCCGGUUCCUCCUUUAAAACAAGGCAUAACUGUUUCCUUGCAGGCGGAUAUACAAGCAGACAGCACCUUAUGUAAGGAAACUACUAAAACACAAGAACUGGAGAAAGAUCUUUAUGAGAAAAAUAUUGGUGUGAAGCUUCUACAAUUUUUAAAUCCUUUGAAAGCUGUUGAUGGACAAGAUGAGACAAAGAAGUUACAAGUGAAUACCGGUGCAUUUCGUCCUGCUGUCCUUAAUAAAAAAAUGGAACCAUGUUCAUCUCUUGAAACAGCACCACUAUUUCCAACUCUGAAAAAGGAACUUCUAAGGAAUCAGUUCCCAGGACCUAAUCAUGUACAGUCUUAUUCGUGGCCACCAAUAGCUCGCGGAUGUGAUUCAGUUAUUAUCUCUCCUGAAAACGAUCCACUGCUAUAUCUUCUGCCAAUUAUUACGUUUUUGCAGUCAAGAAGUUGCUAUGUAUCACUGCCAGCUCGGAGUGGUCCAGUCGCAUUAAUCCUGUGCCCAAGACAGAAGAAAGCAGAACUGGUGUUUGAAUUUCUAGAAACUUACAGCCAUUGUUCCAGGCCUAUUCACCCAAUAUUGCUCUUACUGGGAAUGAAUAAGGAAGAAAUACAGAGCACAAGAAUUCCAAGAGGAUGUGAGGUCCUUAUAACAACCCCAUAUACCCUACUGAGGUUGCUUGAAUAUCACAGCUUACUGUUCCUCAGGCUCUGCCAUCUUGUGCUUGAUGAAAUUGACGUGCUGUUUGCUGAAGCCAGCAUAGAAAUAUUUAGUAUUCUAGAAUAUUACAAAACAGCCUUGAACGUUGAAGAGAAAGAAUCUGCACCUCAGCAGAUCGUUGCUAUCGGAAGGCACUGGAGCAAAAACAUAGAACGCUUAACCAAAGAGUUCAUGAAUGAUCCGUAUGUUGUGAUCACAUCCAUGGAAGAAGCUGCCAUAUAUGGCAAAGUGCAACAGGUGGUGCAGCUUUGCCUUGAGUGUGACCGAAUCUCUACUUUACUUCAAACAUUGGACUUUACUCCUACUAAUGUUCAGAAAACAUUGAUUUUCACCAGUUCCACAGAAGAAACAGAUAUAAUUUACAAGGCAGUGGAGAGCACUUCAAUAUUUUGUUUGAAAAUGCACCCAGACAUCGAAUUUCAUUUUGAUUAUGUUUUAGAGCAAUGGAACAAAAAAUUUAGCUCUGGCACACAUGUUGUACUAGUUUUAACCGAUGAUUGCAUAAAAACCCUAGGAAUUACUGAUGCAACUCGGGUCGUUCAUUUCAGUUUUCCUGCAUCUCCAAGAAUUUUCGGUGCACGCUUAUACAGCUUGUCUGAUAACUUCCAAAACUCAGUUGGAAAGAUUUCGUCUCUGGAAAAAGAACAGCCAAAUGCAAAAUCUAUCUUGCUGUUGACAGAAAAGAGUGCAUCCCAUGCUGUUGGAGUAAUGCAUUAUUUAAAACGCACAGAAACCAACAUUCCACCUGAAUUAUGCAACUUUACAUCUGGAGUGCUGGAGGCCAAAGAAGACAGAAAGAAAGGAAGGCCUCUCUGUCGCUACCUUAAAGCAUAUGGAGUUUGCAAGGAUAAGAAACGCUGUCCAGAUCGACAUCGAGUUAGUUUACAAAUAGAUAUGCUACAAAAGGUAACAAAUGAAACUUUGCCUGCAACUGGAAAUGUAACGAUCCUCCCUCUUUUUAUUGUGGAUGCCACAAACUACUUUGGCCGCAUUGUCAGUAAACAGAAAGAUCCAUAUGCAGCUCUUGCAGAUGAAAUGAAUGCAUAUUAUAAAAAAUCUAAGAAUCUUGUCCCUGCUGACCCAUUGGAGAAGCUAGCAAUGUAUGGAUUACGUGAAGAAAACACUUUCCACAGGGUUCAGGUGCUUGAAGUACCACCCAAAGAAGAAAACUGUGUAUUUUAUAGCAUUCAUAUCAAGUAUAUAGAUGAAGGCAGAUUUGGUCAAGUUCAAAAUUUUAAAUUGCUUCACUUACCUGAACAAUUCCAAGCUUUGCCCCCUCAAGCAGUGGAAUUUAUUGUUUGUCGAGUUAAACCUAUUGAUAAUGAAGUGGAGUGGAAUCCAAAAGUUACGAGAUUCAUUAAUCAGAUGAUCAGAGGGAAACCUCAUGAAGCAAAAAUAGUACUUGCUUUGGGGAACACAAUUUGGGUGGAUCCAGUGGUUCGUGUCACCAGACUUCUAGAUCUGAAAACAUCUAUUAAUGAAUAUAAUAUUCGUUCUGAGAUCCUGUCUACUGGAAUGGGAAUUGACAACCCAGAACACAUCAGUGAACUCCAGAAGUUAUAUAGAGAUGCUGAAACAGUUCAGGAGGAAAAGGACUUACCUGCAUUGAUACAUCCUCUGAAGUGUGGGGUGAGUGAGCAGGACACACCUCCUUCACAAAGCAUCUUGGACCAGGCUACUCUCAAUUCACAGGCCUCCAAAGAACAAGCCUUAUCCAAUGUGCAGAAUGAUGUGCAAGAGGGUGAUAUUAUUACCAAUCAGAGUUUUUCUCAAGAAACUUUACAAAAUCAUCCAGAUGAAAUGACUGCAGCUAAGAAAGCAGAUGAAUGUCUACAGCCAUCUCAUGAAUGGUAUCAAUUUUAAUUGUUUUGUUUGGAGCUUAUGUCAUUCCCAGUCUCAAUGCCUUGAGUGGGUAGCAAUGUUUUUUCUUUGCUCUCCUUCCCUAUCCCAGACCACCAAAGGUAGUUUCAUGUCAUUCUUUGAAGAAGUGCAGGCAUGGACUUUGGCAAGCCUUAAAAGAAAGGGAACUCCAAAGUUUGGUGGGGGCAGCCUCUGUGAGUCCUUGUGGGUCCUUGAAGUACAUAGUGUAUUUCAGUAAAACGUUACCAAGGUUAGGCUCCUCUGGGCUUUCUAGGCUAUCGCCACAAGCACCUGAAGAUGGGCCAUAGUGUUGGCACUAUCUAAAGCAGGCAUCCCCAAACCGGCCCUCCAGAUGUUUUGGACUACAAUUCCCAUCUUCCCUGACCACUGGUCCUGUUAGCUAGGGUCAUGGGACAACAACAACAACAACAACAAUAAUAAUAAUAAUAAUAAUAAUAAUUAAUAAAUAAUUUAUUAUUUACACCCCGCUCAUCUGGCUGGACUUCCCCUGCCACUCUGGGCAGCUUCCAACAAACAUUAAAAUACAUCAAAUAUCACAGAUAAAAAACUUCCCUAAACAAGGCUGCCUUUAGGUAUUUUCUAAAUGUCAGGUAGUUGUUUAUCUCUCUGACCUCUGAUGGGAGGGUGUUCCACAGGGCGGGUGCCACUACCGAAAAAGCCCUCUGCCUGGUUCCCUGUAGCUUUGCUUCUCGCAGUGAGGGAACCGCCAGAAGGCCCUUGGCGCUGGACCUCAGUGUCCGGGCAGAAUGAUGGGGGUGGAGACGUUCCUUCAGGUAUACUGGACUGAGGCCGUUUAGGGGUUUAAAGGUCAGCACCAACACUUUGAAUUGUGCUCAGAAACGUACUGGGAGCCAAGUAGGCCAAAACAUCUGGAGGGCCACAGUUUGGGGAUGCCUGAUCUAAAGUCACAGAGCUGCUGACAGCACCUCUAUAUCAAGCUUGUAUAGUUCAGCUUUGAAAAUAUGAAGGCCUGAGUGUUGACAGCUGGUUUUCUGGAGGUAUGCAGAAGGACUCUAGAAAGCAGUGGGUUAAUGCGCCCACCACCCAGAGAGGCAGGGGCAGGUGAGUUGAAACUGAGUCCUGGGCAGCUCCAAAGUGUUGCCCCUCUAGCUCUUUUCCUGACCUUGUCUAGAAACAGUGUUCAAAACUCCCAUUGUUCUAGGCGCAUUUUAUGACACACAAUUUCAUUAGCGCAAGCAGUUUCUGAGCUCUGGGCACAGUACUGUGCCGAAGAUUUCAGAUUAAAAGUGCAGAGCAGAAGGAAAGGAGGACCCUUUUCUGCCUCUCCACUUCGAGCUACUCUCUGAAGACUGGAGAAGAG